GUCCGCUACAGUCCCCUUAACACCACCCGCCACCUCUUCUCCUUUAUUCUACCCUGCUUUGCUUUACCAUGCAUAACAGCCUUGUUCCCCAUGUGCUCCUCUCUCUUCUCUGCAUCGGAUUGAGUGCCCAGACUGAGCUGGAGACGGAUGAGGUGGUCCCCCGGCUGCUGUCCGGGCAGGAGGCGCACCUGUCCUCCCGACACACCGUCCGCUCCCUGCGGCGCCGCGGCCAGCGCUCCCUGCACGGCCAGGGCGGAGGAUCCUCUGACCCGGAUCACAUCAUCCUGUCACUGCCCGCUUUCGGAAGGAGCCUCUAUUUAAAUCUGACGCGGGACAGCGCGUUUCUCUCCCGGGACUUUGUGGUGGAGGAGCGGCUGAGCGGGGAGCAGAGCCCGGCAGUGAGCAGCCUGUCCCGGGAGCAGCUCUGCUUCUACUCCGGCUCCAUCAUCAACCACACCGACUCCCUGGCGUCCCUCAGCACCUGUGGAGGCCUGACUGGGUUCAUCCAGAUCGGAGAGGAGCGCCUUUUCAUCGAGCCACUGGGUGAACAUCGCCCCUCACAGUCCUUCUCCGGACUGAAGCACCAGCUGCAGAGACACCGACGCUCUGCCCCCCCCAGCUCUGCUCUGCACGCUGACCCGCCACACUUCUGUGGGACUGCACAAGGGAAGAAGAAGGAAAAGAUGUCCAAAGUGGGUGAGGAGGGUCGGGGGAGGAGGAACGCCAUCCGCCUGCAUGAAGCCUACACAGUGGAGACGGUGGUGGUGGCCGACUCCGACAUGGUGCAGUACCACGGGGCCGAGGCGGCGCAGAGGUUCCUGCUGACCGUCAUGAACAUGGUCUACAACAUGUUCCACCACCGGAGUCUGGGCAUCAGGAUCAACAUCAGAGUCACCAAGCUGGUGCUGCUCCACAGCCGCCCGGGGAAGCUGAAGGUGGGCCACCAUGGGGAGCGGGCUCUGGAGAGCUUCUGUCACUGGCAGUAUCAGGAGUUUGGGUGGCCGCGGUACCUCGGCACCAACCACGUUCCUGGAGGAAGGGACGACAUCCCCCCAGUGGACACGGCAGUGCUCGUCACCAGGACAGAUUUCUGCGUUCAUAAAGACGAGCCAUGUGAUACUGUGGGUAUUGCGUAUCUGGGGGGUGUCUGCAGUACCAAGAGGAAGUGUGUGUUAGCUGAGGACAAUGGACUCAACCUGGCCUUCACCAUAGCUCACGAGCUGGGACACAACAUGGGGAUGAGCCACGACGACGACCACGCCACCUGCACCGGUCACUCCCACAUCAUGUCUGGGGAGUGGGUGAAGGGCAGGAACCCCAGCGACCUGUCCUGGUCCUCCUGCAGCAGAGACGACCUGGAGAACUUCCUCAGGUCCAAAGCCAGCGCCUGCCUCCUGCACACGGACCCCCGGAGCCGCUACCAAGUGAGACUCCCCCCCAAGCUGCCGGGCAUGCACUACAGCGUGGACGAGCAGUGCCAGAUCCUAUUUGGAACCAACGCCACCUUCUGCAACGACAUGGAGCACCUGAUGUGUGCAGGCUUGUGGUGUUUAGUCGAGGGAGAUGCUUCCUGCAAGACCAAACUGGACGCUCCUCUGGAUGGAACAGAGUGUGGAGCAGACAAGUGGUGCAGGGCAGGAGAGUGUGUUAGUAAGACCCCCAUCCCGCAGCAUGUGGACGGGGACUGGAGUCCGUGGAGCCAGUGGAGCAUGUGCAGCAGGACCUGCGGUACUGGAGUCCAGUUCAGACAGAGGAAAUGUGACAACCCUCCGCCUGGUCCUGGGGGGCAACACUGUCAGAAGCUCAGUGUGGAGCACAAGGCCUGUGAACGCCCCCCUUGUCCCAAAGGAACCCCCUCCUUCAGAGACCUGCAGUGUCUGUCCUACGACCGGCACGCCAGCAAGAAGAAGGGUGGCAUGCUGACUGCCAUUAUCAAUGAUGAUAAGCCCUGUGUGUUGUUCUGCAGCCCUCUGGGCCGAGAUGUCCCCGUCCUGGUGUCUGACAGAGUGAUGGACGGGACCCCCUGUGGCCCCUAUGAUGACCUGUGUGUGAACGGAAGGUGUCAGGCCAUGGCCAUGCACAGUGGGACAGCCACGUGCACGGCUCAGGUUCACCGGGCUGAGCUGAAACAGAACAUGUGA
Trematomus bernacchii (emerald rockcod) is the source of this 2141-nucleotide messenger RNA. RefSeq names its product ADAM metallopeptidase with thrombospondin type 1 motif, 17 (gene adamts17). Gene Ontology annotation, cellular component: extracellular matrix. NCBI's taxonomy places the organism in Eukaryota, Metazoa, Chordata, Actinopteri, Perciformes, Nototheniidae. Gene Ontology annotation, biological process: extracellular matrix organization; proteolysis. Gene Ontology annotation, molecular function: metalloendopeptidase activity. The record is from RefSeq and is a predicted model, not a curated record.